This is a messenger RNA of Peromyscus californicus insignis, 2795 nucleotides long. It is a transcript of the gene Cldn7, whose product is annotated as claudin 7. NCBI's taxonomy places the organism in Eukaryota, Metazoa, Chordata, Mammalia, Rodentia, Cricetidae. Gene Ontology annotation, molecular function: structural molecule activity. The coding region runs from base 1737 to 2369 and encodes 210 amino acids. The record is from RefSeq and is a predicted model, not a curated record. Gene Ontology annotation, cellular component: plasma membrane; bicellular tight junction. Gene Ontology annotation, biological process: bicellular tight junction assembly; cell adhesion. The transcript has 4 exons.
GGGCUACACAGAGAAACCCUGUCUCGAACUCCCACCCCCACCCUACCCUCGCCCCAGAUCAAUAAAUAAUAGCAAGAGUAAGAAAGUUGAGUGACGGUCUGAGAGGGGGAAGGGGGUCGCAGGAGAGGCAGCCUGGGAGAAAGAGGUAAAAAGGGUUGGGGAGGCGGUGACAGGCACAUCGGGUCAUGGGACUACAGGAUCUGGAGGGUGGACCCAUGGACUGAAAGUCGGGGAGGAGGUAACCAUACAGAAGGGAGGAAUGAGAAGCCUGGAAGUCGCGUUGGGAGGAGGGAUGGGGUCAAAGUUUGGGAAAGCAGGAAGGAAUGUAAGGUUGAGACAGGGCUCUUAAGGGGUGAGCCAAAGACCACCUUGGGGAGUCAGAUGCUAGAGUGGGUGGGAGGGGGCGUAGAGGGGCACACAGAUAGGCCCCUGGAAGCUCAGAAUGAGGAGGGAAAUGUGUGGUUGGGGAAGCAGUUGAGGAGAGUGGAGGGCAGGUUUGAAAUGACACCGGGAGGGGAAUGUUGGGCGUGGCAGAGACUCUGCCCUAGGCCUUGCCCAACUCCGCGCCCUUGCAAAGGCUCUCAGUGCUUUCUCCCUUCAGGCAGAAGGAGCCUUGAUGUUGGAGGAGACACUGACAGGCAGCUCAGGUAUUAAAUCCUGUUACCUAGGGCUGGGAUGGCAUGUGGGCGGUUAGAGAGCCGUAACUACGCGGAGGGCUUGAGCAGUGACCCAGAGGGUCGCUAGACCACAUCUCUGCAGCAGAAAUUCCUUGAAGGUUGUAGCGCGGGUGAUUUUACCGUCCUGGGUUAGGACCCCUGAAGACGGGGCAGGCCAUGGUAGGAGACUGAAGAAAAAGGAGCUAGGAGUGGAGGUGAAAGUCGGGCUAGACAAACAGUGCGCGCACAGUGCGCGCCGAAACCCGCAGGGAAAGGGUGGCAAGGGGCCUUCCCAGGGGCGUCUAUGGGGACGGGCUCCGCAGCAACCGGGGCGCACCUGUAUGGAGAAGAGAGGAAGGGGCCACCCGGAGCCUGCAGGGGACUGCGACCCCAGGGACUUGUGCGAAACCUUCGCCUACUUCCCAUCAGCAGUUAGGGCCAGGCAAAUGAAGGGGCGUGACACUGGCGCUCAGGUUUCUUCCUCUUCACCUGGACAAGGAGGGGGUGGGGGCCCAGACUUCCGGUUCAGGUGAGUGUCCCUUCGGUGACGUCAGGUCACCCUCGAUUGCCCCUCUGGUCCCGCCCCGGCUCCCGCGCUCCCGUUGCCUGCGGGGGCGCGUCCCCGACGCCCUACAUAUACUCAGGUGCGCCGCACCUGCUCGCCCGCACCUGCCGCCUCCCGGCCCAGCUCUUCUCUGCCGUGCACCGCAGCCCGGGGCCCGGGGCCCGCACUCUUCCUGGGGGCCACGCCCGAACGGCCCCUCCGCUCCUCUGGGUCGUCUCUGAGCACGCCGGAGGGAACCCCGCCUGGCCUUCGGGGGCCUCUUUUGUCUGGAACCAGUCCUUCGGGCGAAGCCGGUUCCCUGUGCUGUGAGAGUGUCGCUUCACCGGAGGGGACGAUUUGUGUUUACCUCGGUUAACAAGAUUUGCAGUUAACCGUCCGAAAGCAAAUCUUUUUCCUAUCUCUAGGUGACUUAAAUCUCCAUCCAGUUUUUGUUGUUUUGUCUUUGUGUUGCUUCCCAGAUUUUGUUUUACUGUCGGGUCGCCCUCCCGGCGCGUCCCAUCUUUUCUGAGACGGAAAUGGCCAAUGCGGGCCUGCAGCUGCUGGGCUUUUCGAUGGCCGUGCUUGGCUGGGUGGGCCUGAUAGUGAGCACUGCCAUUCCGCAGUGGAGGAUGAGCUCGUAUGUGGGCAGCAUCGUCACAGCCCAGGCCAUGUACAAGGGGCUCUGGAUGGAGUGCUCCACGCAGAGCACUGGCUUGUCAAGCUGCAAAUCCUACGACUCGGUGCUCGCCCUGCCGGCGGCCUUACAGGCCACUCGAGCCCUAAUGGUGGUGUCCAUAGUGUUGGGCUUCAUCGCCAUGUUGGUCGCCACGAUGGGCAUGAAGUGUACAAACUGUGGGGGAGAUGACAAAGUGAAGAAGGCCCGUAUAGCCAUGACUGGAGGCAUCAUUUUCAUCGUGACAGGUCUUGCUGCCUUGGUAGCAUGCUCCUGGAUUGGACAUGACAUUAUCACAGAGUUUUAUAACCCCUAUACACCCACGAAUGCGAAGUACGAGUUUGGUCCUGCCAUCUUUAUUGGCUGGGCAGGGUCUGCUCUGGCCCUCCUGGGAGGUGCCCUGCUCUCCUGCUCCUGUCCUGGUAGUGAAAACAGCACUGUAUACCGUGCACCCCGCUCCUACCCCAAGUCAAAUUCUGCCAAGGAAUAUGUGUGAGCUGCUGGGGUGCUCAGCCUGCGUGCGAGGUGUGGGACAAAGGCCUCCUGGUCACUCCGUCCCUGAACACCAUGUACGGUUGGGGGGGGGGGUGCAUCUAGGGGAGGGGAGGGCUUGGGAGAAGACAAAACAUGGGGGUGUGCUUUUGUACAGUAAUAAAAAUUAAGUUUUGGAAAUCAGGUGUCUUUCCAAGCCUCAUUUCUUCACACUCAGAUCCUUCCUUGAACAGGAGUUGGCACUAUAGCGCCAGCAGGGCCCCUAGGCCUCUAGUCCCCAUUUUGUUAGGCCUAAUGCCUUGACUGUAGACUCAGGGUAUUAUCUAUUCUCCCCUAAACUCUUUAUCCUGUGUGGCCAAAUGCUAUAUGGGUUUGUGUGUGUAGGUCAGAGGACAGCUUUGUGGAGUGGGUUCUCUCCUUCCACCUUUCU